GGCUUAUACUAGAUUAGUUCGGUACGAAUUACCAAAAGUACGUCAAAUACAUCUCCGGUGAUUGUGGAGGUCGACUCCAGGGACAAAAUGGUGCCGAUCUAUGGACAGCUAUUAAGAAUGGCGAAGCCGCAACUGCAAAUUGAGCGACCCAAUGUCCUUGGAGCUGCAUAUGGCUGAUGAUCGUGUGCGGGCUGCUGGUUCAAGGUUUAGCUGAAAGGAAGUUGCAAAUAAAAUGGCUAAAGGUUUCAACUCCACACCCAGAUAAACCCAGUGUGGCCCUGGGACGAAUCAUAUAUGCAUUAAAGGUAUUCCUAUCGCUGUCCAUAUGUAAGCGAGAAUCCGAAAUUAAGGUUAACCAUGUUCCGUUUUCUCAUAAUACGGACAACAGUGAUGGCAUAGCACCGCCUCUGUUUUACCACUCAGUAGAUUCACGAUGGAAGAGAUGUUGCUAA
Messenger RNA from Cylicocyclus nassatus, 452 nucleotides. The record is from the annotation of a GenBank genome assembly. NCBI's taxonomy places the organism in Eukaryota, Metazoa, Nematoda, Chromadorea, Rhabditida, Strongylidae.